UUUAAUAAUUAUGUUCAAAAGUGAUAAACUCCAACACCAAUCUUCUAAAAAAUCAAAAGAAAAAUUUCUCAAAGACCACCAUCAACAACAUGGUGGGGCUUUUGUUAUUAAAAGACCCGCACAUUUACGUUCUGCUGCUAUUGAUAGCCCAGCAACUUCAUCUCAAAAUGAUUCUCAAAUUCUUAGUUCUCACGUUCUUUUGGCAGUAUUCCCUUCAUUAGAAGAAUUUACACACGAAAGAGAAGUUCUUCGGGGAGUCUUAACAGAUUUACAACAAUAUUUUUGUGAUCUAGAUAUAGAAUUAGAAUGUUGUACUUUAUUUGAGAAAGGGGAUAUAUUGAAAUGUAUGGAUGAUUAUUUACUUUUGGCUGAUACUUUAUCUGGACCUAAUAGUACAGCUUUAGUUUUUGUUGGUGAUAGAUAUGGAGAGGAAUUACUUCCUAUUGAGAUAUCUUCUUUUGAAUUUAACGCAUUAAAAGAGGCAGCAUUAGAAUUAGCAGAUGAUGCUGGAUUACUUUUAGAACUAUUUUAUCAUUUAGACAGAACUAGAGAGCCUCAAGUUUAUCAAUUAAUUGCUAAUAGAGAUCCUGUUGGAGCUAGGAAAUUAUGUAAUGGAAUUAAAAGAUGUGCUGCUAGGGCUUUUGAGGAUGGGGCGUUUGGCCAUUUAAACAUAACACAAGAGGAUCAAAAAAGCAAUACACAUUUUACAAAAUCUUUCAUUGAACUUUGUGCAAAUGCUGCCAAAGCAAAUGCUCAUUCUUUAAUAAUUUCUAGGCGUUUUGAAAGUAAAAAAUAA
This is a messenger RNA of Meloidogyne enterolobii, 796 nucleotides long. The record is from the annotation of a GenBank genome assembly. Lineage: Eukaryota; Metazoa; Nematoda; Chromadorea; Rhabditida; Meloidogynidae.